Molecule: messenger RNA, 1959 nt
Organism: Epinephelus lanceolatus (giant grouper)
Lineage: Eukaryota; Metazoa; Chordata; Actinopteri; Perciformes; Serranidae
Source: RefSeq, a predicted model, not a curated record
AUGGGUUUACUGACCUGGCUGAGACAGGAGGCCCAGCUGAAGAAGAUGGUUCUGGUUAUUGUGUUUCUUGCCUUGUUCCUGGAUCAUAUGCUACUGUCAGUUAUUGUUCCAAUCCUUCCAAAUUACCUGUACAGUACUGGCCAGGCUGCCAAUACCACUUCUGGGAACAGCACUAUCAUAACAGUCAAUCCUCCCAUCAUCCAGUCACUCAGUAACAGAUCAGUGAUUCUGGGCUCCACAUUUGGACCUCCACAUCAGAACACAACUCUUUCCAGUGAUCCCAGUGUGGCCCUGAAAUCUCCUGAGUCAAACUGCUCUGAUGCAGAUCCUCAGCUGGACGAAGUAAAUAUCAAAAUAGGACUGCUGUUGGCCUCCAAGUCCAUGGUACAGCUUAUCAUUAACCCCUUCAUGGGGCCACUUACUGACAGGAUUGGAUACCACAUCCCAGUGUGUGCUGGUUUCUGCAUAAUCAUCAUCGCUACCUUUUUGUUUGCCUUUUCAUCCAACUACAUCCUACUGCUGCUGGCCAGAUCCGUGCAAGGUGUAGGUGGAUCCUGCUUGUCUGUGGCAGGAAUGGGUAUGCUGGCUGAUGUGUACAAAGAUGUCGAGGAGAGAGGGCGUGCAAUGGGUAUAUCCUUCACUGGUUUGGCCUUAGGAUUGAUAGCGGGUGCUCCAUUUGGCAGUGUGAUGUAUCAGUUUUUGGGGAAGAUGGUUCCAUUCCUGGUCCUGGCUGCCAUUGCUGUGUUGGGUGGAGGUUUACAUGUCCUCAUCUUCAAGCCAUCGCAGGUGCAAACACAGAUGGCAAAAGGGACUCCACUGCUGACUCUCCUCAAGGAUCCAUAUAUUCUCAUUGCUGCUGGAGCCAUAUGUUUUACAACUCUGAUUAUUGCUACCAUAGAGACAGCCCUUCCUGUCUGGAUGAUGAAGACCAUGUGUGCCAGCAAAUGGCAGCUAGGCACAGUCUUCUUGCCAGACAGCUUAUCCUACCUCAUUGCAUCCAACAUCUUUGGUCACCUGUCACAAAAACACAGUGUAAGUUGGCUAUGUGCUUGUGUUGGAAUGGUCGUAGCUGGAAUAACCACGAUUUCAUUUGGAUUUUCCAAGAACAUCUAUCAUCUGCUUGUUCAGAAUGCAUUUGUUGGCUUUUCAAUUGGCAUCGUGGACUCCUCACUUAUGCCUCUUAUGGCUUACUUGGUGGACCUGAGAUAUGUGCCAGUAUAUGGUACAGUUUAUGCCAUUGCUGAUGUUGCAAUCUGCGUUGGAUUCUGUAUAGGUCCAGCUAUUGCAGGUCCUAUAGUGGCAUCAAUUGGCUUCCCCUGGCUCAUGACCCUAAUUGGAGCCGUAAAUAUUAUCUUCGCUCCACUAUGUAUCUUCCUUUUCAAUCCACCUCUGCAGGACGAACAUUUGUUCAUGCUGCUCAAACUGCCUGUUGAGCCAUCUGACUUGUUUGUGCCUGAUGCAUCCAUGAUGAUUCAGCAGGGCCAGGAAGAGGGCAGGAGCUGCAGCAGCCCAAGCAACCUCAGCCUGCUUGGGGGCAGGAAGAUCUGCGGGGGCCGGCUGGACGCAGCACGCCUCAGUACAAGUGGUGCCAUUGGCUCUUCUACACAUGCGUCCAGUCCAGAGGCAUCUCUUCAGCCCAGGGCUCUGUCCAUAGAGACAACUGCAGGCAGCAGUGCAGCUUUGUACGGACCUCAGGUGGUGGCAGGAUCCAGCCAACAUCUCGAGGGUGAGUAUGCUUGGUCUAGUACUUGGCCAGGUACUCUCUACGGAUGUGUCCCUGGAGGGGUGGGCACACUCCAUGAGGGCAGGGGCACCAGUGGGGUCUGGAGUGCCCGCUGGAGGGGCCAGCAUAUCAAUGCUUUAGAACUGAGAGCCAUAGGGGAGGCCCAAGUCCACCCGGAGGUGGUCGGAGAGAUCUGGCACCGCUUCGGCAGAGCAAUGGCCGAGGUGGGGAGAUAA